Molecule: messenger RNA, 6957 nt
Organism: Episyrphus balteatus (marmalade hoverfly)
Lineage: Eukaryota; Metazoa; Arthropoda; Insecta; Diptera; Syrphidae
Gene: PsGEF
Product: serine-rich adhesin for platelets
Exons: 15
Coding region: 681-6806 (2041 amino acids)
Biological process (GO): signal transduction
Cellular component (GO): nucleus; plasma membrane
Molecular function (GO): guanyl-nucleotide exchange factor activity; protein binding
Source: RefSeq, a predicted model, not a curated record
AUUCACAUUUUUUUCUAUGUGUGUGGUUUGGUGAAAAGAAAAAAUUUUUUUGGAAAGAAAAUAAUUUCCCUUGAAAAAAAAAUAUCGGUUGUAUUUAUAAUUUUUUUUUUAAAACCCUUUUUCAUAAUUAAAUUGUCUGAGUAAACUAUUUUUAAUAAAAAAUUAAACACAAAUUUACUGAAAAAUAAGAAGAAAACUAUACUCGAUUAUAAAAAUGCUGUGAAAUUUUCUCUGCCAAAAAGACUUCAUAUAAAAGAAAAAACCAAAAUCAAUAUUUCGAAGGCGAAGUACCUAUAUAAGUUAGUUAGGAACAAAAAAAAAUUUUUCUUACAAAUAAUUAUUAUAACGAUUUUUUUGUUGUAAUGUUUUUCUUUGUUUGUUAAUUAUGUUGUUGUUAUGCGGAAGUUUUUUGUGUAAAAAAAUAAUUGUUUAAUAGUUUAUAAAAAAAAAUAUUUAAAAUAAAAAAAAAUCAAUUAAUAUUAUCCUUUGGAAUGGAUUGGAUUAUAAAUAUGAGUUUAUUUAACUCUUUUCACUAAAAUAUAAAAUAAUUUUCUUGGAUUCACAUAAUGUCCUAUUAUCCUGGAUGAAAUGUCCUUUAAACCCAAUAAUAUCGAUGUUAUUUAAUUAAUCCUCUUCUAUACAAAGUCCACUCCCUUAUAAAAAAAAACAGCAGCCAAGAAAUGGCGUCUGCAGAUAAACGUCAGGCUGCUGCAGUCCGUCAAAAAUCUGUUGAAGAAGAAGUCCUUAGCCUUGACAGUAUGCCAGCAACAACAACAAUACCAAAUCCCAACAAUCCAAACAUACAUCAGCCAAUAACACUAAGCAAAAAAGCCAUCCAUCAACGGGAUGCCGAUGAAAAUCUAUUUUUAAGGUUCCUCGAACUUGAUCCACCGAAUGAGGUGCCAACGAGUGGCGGCACCAAGCAAAGCUUAGGCCGAACUCCAUUUACAAUGACAAAGAAACUAACUCGCACGUCCGAUCGAGGAUUUGGCUUCUCAAUUGUCUGGACACAUCCGCCGCGUAUCGAGAAAAUCGAAUCCAAUUUGUCAGCUGAUAUCAAUGGAAUUCUGCCAGGAGAUUAUGUGAUAUUUAUUGACAAACACAAUGUUGUCACUAUGCCAGAAGCUGAUGUAUUGAAUUUGAUACGGUCACAGGGUAACACAUUGACAAUGGAGACUUUUCGAAGGUCAGGUUCUUCGAGUGCAGCGACUGGUUUGGCAUCGUCGGCGAUUGGGGUGCCAUCGGUGACGACAAGUUCGGUGCCCAGUACUACGAGGAAUGUAGUAGUUAUGAAUGGAGGAAUGGAUAAUAAUAAGCCUCAAUCUAGGGUGACUAGUGCGGCGAGUAAUUAUACAGAAACUUUGCCCGUAUCGAGUAAUAUUCGUCCAUCGACUGCAUGUUCAAGUAGCUCUACAAUGGAAGCUGCGAAAAAACGUCUUCAUUUGCCUCAGGUUACAUUUAGUAAAGAGUCCAUCGCACCAAUCACCGAUAAUCGUCAUCGAUUUCUCCUGCAAUUAAUAAGUCGUGAACAAAAUUUCAUUUCGGCCAUAUUAUUUGGCAUUCAACGAUUUGUUCAACCUCUUGUGGAACGAAAUGAUCUCAUUUCACCCAGCGAUCAUCGAACACUUUUUCAAAAUAUCGACGAAUUACGUCGAAUAUCUGAAGAUAUCUUAGAUCAAUUGAUAAACGAUGAUCAGGAACCACAAAUAAAUUUUACAUCACGUGUAUAUUUGUCCAAGACAACAGCAAUUUGUGCGGCUUACAAAAAAUACUGCAAUGGUAUAAAAAGAGCUGAUUGUGUUUUGGUCAACAAAUCCCGUCAAGCUGGAUCAAAGUUUGUCGCUUUCAUCACGGAACCACAAGUGCCACGAAAACGUCCCGAUCUCACCCAAUUCAUACAUCGUCCGUUGCAACAUUUUCGUGAGAUAUUGAAACUUAUGCAAAUGCUCGCCUCAAAUUGUCAUGUUGACAGCGAGGAGCACAAGAAUUUUACAUCUGUCAUUAAUGAGCUUCAAGCUGCUUAUAGAGAAAUCACAGUUAGCAGUGGAUUGAUGGAACCUCUUGGCGAAGGUCGUCCAUUAUUGACCCUUCAAGAUCUUGAAUCACGAAUGGUCUUUACUAAAUGUAAACCUUUUACAUUAGCUGUCCAAGGGAGACAGUGGAUUUUUGGUGGUGACUUGAGUCGUGUCGAAGGGCGAUCGGUCAAACCGUACUGGACUUUAUUGUUUAGUGAUAUUAUUGUAUUCGCCAAAGUUAGUCGAGAUCGAGUUUUGUUCAUUAUGGAAGAGCCAAUUUCCAUUGCUAAUAUUGUCGAUUCGUGUUUUCAUAUGAGAAAAAAAACGGCUGAAUUUAGAAUCACAGUGGAUCCAAAUGGUCGAUUUGCUGAGAGUCCUACUGGUUACUGCGCACCCGAUCUAACUCGAACCCCAAAGAAGAGUGCGAGACGCAAAAGUCUAACCCUGCGUGCACCAUCGUUGGAGUUGAAAGCCGUUUGGCAGAAUCUUCUUCAGCGUCAAAUAUUCUUGGUGAAUGCAGCUUUAGGAUCCACACCACUCUCAAGUCCAUUGGACUCUCCUGACGUACUCAAUACAUCAGUUCCUUUGUGUGAAAUCGGAAUGGCAACUGCCUCGGUGGCAUCUAUGAAACUCUCCUCGUUGGAUUCCAUCAAUUUGAAAAAUCAACAAUCCCAACAGCGUUAUUCAACAAAUCCUGCUGAACAAUUCGAAAUGUUAAUUGAUGAAAAGUGUCGAAUUUUAAAUAAAACUGGGACCUCAAAAGCUAGUGCAUUACAUUUGGCAAAUUGGAUGAAAGGUCAACUUGAUAAACAGCAAGAAGAAGCACGUUUGGCUGCAGAGCGAGCGCGUGAAAACUUAAGAAAAGAAGAUGAACAUUUGCUAUAUUCGGAUGGAGAGAAUUAUGAAAAAAUUACUUAUUGGACACGAGCUCAGCUGGAAAAUCGUACAAAAGAGCUUAAUUUAGCCAAGGAGCAGGGUAAUUUAAGAGCACAACCAAAUUUUGCUGGCAAACGAUUGAGUGGAGUUGAGGAGCUCAACAUGAGUGAAUGUGACAAUAAAAGUCAAUCUCAUAGUACUACAUCCGAUAGCCAGAUUACAAUUCGUUCAAGUCCGGUAGUUAAUGUAGGUGAUAAGCUAUCAGUUUGUCGGCAUUGUCAUACAAAUUGCCAACAAAAGUUACGCUCUUCAUCCAUUUCACCACCCAAUUUAAUUUGUAACUCGCUUAAAGUUCAACAUAGUCAAGCAUCGCCAAAUCGUUGUUGUAGAUUUAAUUCAAAAGCUAAUAGUAGUAUAUCGGGUACAUCGACUAGCACCGUUACCGGUGAGGAACCUUUAUUGCCAACAAGCACUAAAACAUCAUCAAACGAAUCGAAUCUUCUCCCUCUCCAAACAGUUUCACAAACUGAUGAAUCGAUCACAGGCGAACAGUUCACCACCAGUUUACGAGUUUUAAAUGAAAGUAAUAAUAGUAAGAAAGAAACAACUCUCCACAAUGGUCAUUGUUCGAGUGGAGAAGACACUAAACUUUCACCAGAAUCAUCGCCAUCACCAAAAAAACAUACAGCAGCAAUACCACCGCCAAAACCAAAUCGUUAUUCCAUUAAAAAUCGAUCACCAAGAAAAAGAACAACCAGCCAAAGUAGCGAUUUAUGCAAUUGCGAAUGCACACCAGCCGAUUUUGAAGGAACGGCCAUAAGUCCCGAUAAGGUUACUCAUGAGCGUUGUAAGCUCAUCGAACCAACAACUACAAUUAGUAGAUCGCCUUUGAAAAGUACAUCACCGCAAUUGGAUGAUAAACAACAACCAACACAACAACAACAACAUGAUCCACAUAAAUAUUGUAAAUGUGUUUGUAAAGAUUGUAAAGAUGAUGAUUUCGAAGGCGAUGAUAAUCUGUCCCUAAUGCUGAUCGGUUUGGCCCAACUCACACCUGUUGCCAGAGUUGUGCAAGCCGAUAGCUCUGCGUUUGUACCAUCCAUUGCUGUCGUUCCACCCACACCAGAUGCGUUACUGUCCAAAACUACAACAAACGUCUGGGACAAUACAACCAGCAUUAUAACCAGUACAGCUACGAAAUUGCUGUUCAAUAAUGUACCGCGUCAAGCGGUAAUCGAAAAUAUACCCGAUGACUCUGCGGAUGAGUCACCUCAAGAUGAGGAACCCCCCUAUCGUCAGAUGAAUUGUGUUUCCCUCCGCCGCUAUGGCACUCUGUCCAGUUUGGAAAAACUCCCGUCCGAAGACAUUCCCGAUGAUACUCGUUCGUCGGAUGGAGAUUAUGCCCCCGAUGAGCUGGAUGAUGAUAAUGAAGAACAAUCACAAGAUGUCGAAUUAGAUAGUCGAGGAGAUGAUGAUAUUGAAGUUGUGACCAAAAAAGUUUUUAGUCCCGAUGAAUCCGGCACGAAACCGUGGACUUCGCGAGCUGGUUCUUAUGUGGCUGGGAAAAUGCCUUUUUUCGAAGAGUCGAGAGCUUUUAUUGAUAAAUAUUUAGGUCGAUGGAAUAGCGAACAUCAGGGUAUGUCGCAGAAUGGAGAAGAUUUGCUAGAUGAUUGCACAUCGGGGGCAACAUCGGGUGAAGAAGUUUGGGGUACACCGACAAGUGGAGGUGAGAAUGAUGAAAGGCAUUUGAACUCUGAAAAUACACAAUCGUCCCCGACCAAAUCAAGUACAUCUUACAAUGAUGACGAUGAUACUGAGCUUAUGAUGGAUGAGCUAUUGAUGGCUCCACCAAUGACUGCUAGCACAAUACGAGGAUUAUUGCCACGGCGACGUUUAGAACCACUGUUUGAAGAGGAAACCGAAAGUGAUGAGGAAAAAACUCAACAGGAAAGUGAAGAACUCAAAAAGGGGGAAACAACGACAAAUGGCCACAAUUUAAGGGAUUCAACAGAAAGUUCAAGCGACGAGAUGAUGAGGGAAGAUCUACUACCACAACCACCAACAACAACACCAAAUGUGGAAAAAGAUCGCUAUCAACUGAACCAGGAAUUAGAAUUAAACAAUUUGGAUGGAUGUCAUCAGCAAAAGCAUCAAUUAUUGGCAAAGGGUCAAAUAAUAACAACACUGCCAAAUGUGGUGUCACAUGCAGUGGAAGUAGCAGCAGCGGCAUCAGAAAUGCAGAUGAUUUCAUCAAAAGCAACUACCAGCAGCAACAGCAGCAGCAAUGUGGUUACCACAGAAGCAACAAGACUGAUUCAGAUGAUGAUCUCAUCCUUAACGACGACGACUGCGACAACAGUGAAUUCUUCGACUUCUAUCACAAACAACGUAGAGAGCAACAAUACUUCGCCAAUUCCAAAGGCACAAGUGGCAGUAAAUUCGAAUACAACUUUUUGCAAAACUGUGGUACGCAAGAAAGAGUUUUCACCACCGCCACCGCCUCCCAGGCGAUUAAUGCUCACACAAACAAAUUUAAGGAGUGCCAACACGGGAACAGGUCCGAACACACAACAAGCGGUUCUGCCACAAUCUGGCGCUACUGCUGACAGUGGCUUGUCUGUGGAUGUUGUCGACAAUAUUCACAAAAGAUUGACACAAAUCAACCAAAAGGCUGUAUUCAAUUCGAAAAGUUAUGCCGCAAGUACCGGUCCUGCCGCAAGCCAACAACCAACAAUCAUCGAAACCUCUCUCCUAGGACCGGCGCACACCAAAAAGAGCGCCUCAAUGUCAUCAUCAAUAGUUUCGACGACGAAAAAAUCAACAACAAUAACAAAAGUCGAGAAACCUGCUGGAAUUACAACAAAAACUCAACCACCGGCGGCGGACAACAACAAAAACGAUUCAACAACAACAAGUGCUGUCCAUCAUGGCUCUGGUUUAAGUCCACGUCUCGAAAUGCGACUAGCCCUGAAUCACGAUAUUCUUGGAGACGAAGACUUAAUAAAUUACGAUCCUGGUCCAGAUCUUACAACGAUUUUGGGUCACGACCUAACAACGUUUCAUCGAUUGACGGGGAGAGACUUGCUUACUCGUACGGUCAGCAACCGGGUUCAGCCCAAAGAGGCCGUCAUCUCGUUUUGUCAACAGCGAAAUUCGAAAAUGGAUACGCCAACAGUGAAUCGUCGUCCUCGUCCCGUGUCCAUUGGCGGCGCAGAUUUAAUUGGUGUGGCCGGAAUCGCCGGGGACAUGUGUUCCAGCAGCAGCAGCCUACAACAACGCCUGCAAUCAAAUCGAAAUACAUUGAGCAAUUUUGCAUUUGCUCCUGCUUCGGACUUAAUUCAAAAAGUCGCCGCGACCAGCGACACCAUAACCAAUUUAAAAAGCACCGACGAAAAGAAAUUAAGCGGCUUGGAAAUCUUAGCGAGACGCGAGAAGAUGUACUCCAUGUCUCAAUCGAAGAAUGGCUCACUAGUCAAGAAAGUGACGACAGUGAAGAAGGCGGCGAUAGGUCUGAUGAGAACGAGGAGUACUUCUUCAGUGGCGUCGGCAGUUGGAACGAUGGAGAAUGACCAACAACAACAACAACUCGCUGCAGCUCAAACAGCUGCAGUUGAUUCGAAAAAAAUAAUGGGUCGCAGCGAUGAAAUCGCACUUGAAGCUGGCAAAGGUAAUAGAUUAAUGAAUUUCUUAACAAGACGCAACUCUGAGCUACCAACGUCAAUCAACUUUUCACGCACUUCUCUCAACGAGUCGAAUCCUAGUUGUACCCCAGAAACUAAGAGGCGAAGUAAAAGUAAGACUCCACAGUUUUCACCACGAAAAGACAAUGAUAAGCCUUCAUUGAAUCGCCGUCUCUGGAAGCAGAUCACCAAACGGAGACGUUCUAACUCCGUAUCCGAACUAUUGGCUUGUUAAUAUCCGUCACAAAGCACUUAAUUAUAUUAAUUUGUUUUCUUUCUCAAAAAUUCGUCCUUAUUUUUACGAAAAAAAAAAUUUUAAAAAAAACCUAAAUAUUGACACUACUUUUUGUAUUGAACCUAACAGAAAAAAAGAGUUGAAUCUCAUC